This is a messenger RNA of Stegodyphus dumicola, 894 nucleotides long. RefSeq lists its product as uncharacterized. The record is from RefSeq and is a predicted model, not a curated record. NCBI's taxonomy places the organism in Eukaryota, Metazoa, Arthropoda, Arachnida, Araneae, Eresidae.
AUGAUAACUGCUUUAUGUUUGAGAUUUAUAAAUAAAUGUAAAGCAAACCCAGAGUUGAGAACAGACUUCAUAUGUGCUUCUGAGUUAAGAUAUGCUACUGAAGUUUUAGUAAAACUCGUACAAUCAACUGAAUUUCAGAGGGAAAUAAAGUGCUUGAAAAGCGGACAAUCUAUUCCAAAAAAUAGUAAAAUACCAUCUCUUAACGUAUUUCUUGACAAAAAUGAGGUACUGAGAGUAGGAGGAAGACUGGAGUAUUCUGAGUUUUCUGAAUUUCAGAAACAUCAGAUACUCUUGCCAAAGGCUUAUCAUUUCACUAAUUUAGUUAUUGAAUAUUAUCAUAGAAAAUCCUUACAUUCUGGCGUACAGACUACAUUAUCUUUAAUAAGACAGUCUUAUUGGAUACCGUCUGGUCAAGAUCGAGUUAGAAGAGUAAUAAAUAAGUGCAUAACUUGCUUUAGAACGAAGAAUCAAAUGGUAAGCCAGAUGAUGGGUAAUCUACCUAGGGACAGUGUCGUGCCUUCUAGACCUUUCGAGAAGGUCGGAUUAGAUUUCGCAGGACCUAUAAUCACGAAACCUAAUUUGAAAAGGUCAAAGGUGACUUUGAAGUCUUAUAUUGCAUUAUUUAUCGGUUUUUGCACUAAAGCAGUGCAUUUAGAAGUCGUUUCUGAGUUAACAACAGAAGCUUUUCUAGCCUGUAUACGACGAUUUAUUGCCAGAAGAUCCAAACCAGCCGUUAUCAGGAGCGAUAACGCCACGAAUUUCAAAGGUUCGAGAAAUAUUCUUAACGCAUAUAAUGAUAUUUGCAAAUCUAACCCAAUUCAAGGAUUUAGUGCAGAAGAAGGCAUCCAAUGGAAAUUUAUCCCACCAGCUUCUCCUCACUUUGGCGGACUGUGA